CACACACACACACACACACACACACACACACACACACACACACACACACACACUUGGCCCCCAGGAGCCAAGACGGAAACGACAAGAGUGAGAGAGAGAUUGAGAGGUGGAAAGAAAAACACAAGAAAAGAAAAGAAAAGAAAAAGAGGAGGAGGGGCUGAGGAGAGGAGAGCAAACACACCAGGAGUCAAGGGGCUACCUCUGAGCCGCCUGUGGCCAGAGGAACAGUUCCAUUUAGGAGCGCACGAACCAGUGCAGUAACCUCUCACCAAACAGACAAACAAUUUGGAGUAAUCAGGCAAAGGAUAACGACUGACUGCUUUGUGAAGCUGCUCUGAUAGCUGCCAUCUAGGCAGUGCUUGUCAGCCAGGGUCAGAACUCCAUCAUCCAUAAUCCAGCUGUGUCUACCUGCGUCUACCUUUGAUGCCUGUCCUACCUGCGUGCCCAGGUGUAGCAUCUUCAUCUUCAUCUACCUGGGGCUCCAUCUCCCUUUGAUGCCUCUUCGUCCAGGUCUAUCCUCCGCAUCAUCGUCAUCGUCAUCAUGAAGCCCCUGACCCCCAUCGGCUCCCCGUCCCCCCUCCGUCUCCUGAACAAGGGACCAGACUACCUGCGCCGGCAGAUGGACUCUGGCUCGCGGUGCCGCUCGGUGAGCGCAGUGGAGCGUCUGGAGGCCGACAAGGCCAAGUACGUCAAGAGCCAGCAGGUGAUCAACACCAAGCAGGAGCCCGCUGUGCUGGUGCCAUGCGCCACCCCGCCACCCCCGCCCCGCCGCCAGCUCACCCUGCCCGUGGGCUCCAUGUCCGCUUGCUCUACGCCGCGCAUGCCGCACCGCUGGCGUCACCACGGAAACAAUGGGUUUAGUCUGUCUAGUCCUCUGUCGCCGAGGGAUGAUAGCGAGGACGACUCCAGGAAGGAGAACAGGGACGAUGAGGAUGAUGAGGAGGAGGAGGAGGAGGAGGAGGAAGUGAUGCGGACAUUGAAGGCAGGAUUUCCUGUCAGGAAGAGUCUAGAAGAACAGCAGAAUCGCACCAACGCCAACAAGGUGUUGAAGCUGUCACCGCAGCCCCUAAUGUCCCCAACGCAACAGACCAUAAUGUCCCCGGUGAACAAGCUGUCCCCGGCGACGCCCCUGUCCUCCCCACCUGGUGUACCCCUUGUGGCCCCCCACAGCGCCCCAAUGCUACGACGUAGCACCGGCAAACGCAUGCUGCGACCCGAUUCGCUGGUCAUCUACCGGCAGAAGAAGGAGUGCAAGUCUCCGACGGGCGCCGGGGACAACCACAACAGCAGCGUUGCCACGGAGACCAAGGGCUACAGCUUUGUGCGGCGGCUCUUCCAGGGUUCCAUGCGGGAGAAGAGAAGCAGCAGCGGUGGCGACAAGAUGACCAUCGCUGAGGAGAAGGCCUCGUCGCGCGACGGAGACUCCCGCAUGUCCUGGUCCAACGACAAGACCUCGGUGGACGGCGGCAACGAGACGAGACGCUCCAGCCGCUCCGACCGGGAGCGCUCCGUCGAGUCCAUGACGGCAGACAACGGGAACGUGUAUCUAACCGAGAGACAUGUGAAGAAGCCCAACCCAGCGUUAACCAGCGACUGCUCCAACAACAACACCACCACGACAACAGCCACCACCACAGCCACAACAAACGACGACAUGGACCCCUGGAAGCCUGUGGUUCCGCUUCCGUCGGUGGUGUUCCGGAACGGGAAGCUGCAGCGUUCCCAGUCGGAGCUACGCCUGCGCUGCUCCUCGCUCGCGCUCUCCGACCAGGAGCGCUUCUUCGACUUCUGCGGCCUGGACGGCGAAGUCGUCGAGCGCAUCGGAGCGCAUCACUUCCUAUCGGGCGCCAGCUCGGUGGACACGCUCUCGCUCAUCCUGCGCUCCGUGGAGAGCGGAGAAAGGGGGGGAGGAGGAGGCGGUGGCGUGGGAGGCUCGGAGCCUAGCGAGUUCUCGCGCCACUCAGGGGAGGGGCUGUUCCAGGAGGAGCUGGCCGAGCAGCAGCAGAUGCCAACAGGGGUGUCCAUCAUCGAGAGGAACGCACGUGUCAUCAAGUGGCUCUACGGCUGCAAGAACGCGCAGAAGGACACCGGGCCCAAGGAGUCCACGGUGUAGACACCAGCACCCAAACCCACUAGCCCAAGGAGUCCACACUGUAGACACUAGCUUCUACACUAAUCCACCCCACUUGUCCAAGGAGUGUACUGUGUGGACACCCACUAGUCCAAAGAGUCUAUGGUGUAGCAUCCAAAGCUUUGGCCCAAUGAGUCCACAGUGUAGGACAACUCCACAUUCACCGGCCCAAGGUCCAAGUCACCAAGGAGUACAGACUGUACACACCAACCUAAAUCUAAUCUGCCACACUGACCCAUUGGACUGUAACACUAAAAAGGUGUCCCAAUCCACUAGUCCAACAGCAACCAUUAAUUUGCCAACUGACCCACCAGACUCGAUCACUUAAAAGGCUGCCCAUUUGCUUCAUGGACUGCCCUCGUUUGGUCCAUGCCAGCCAAACACUCAAUUGCCCCCAUCAAACCUGCCGAUCAAAACCAAACCCCCUCAAGAGACACCCAUCCCAUCUGCCCUAAAUGGACUCCCACUGAAGACUCAAAGGGUUCCAAUCUGCUCUGUCUGGCCUAAGAGAGAUACAGUAAUCACUCAAAAAGGGGCAUGGAACAUGUAUGGGCUUCACUCCUGUACAUUCGCCCAUGGGACCCAGACAGACAAGGGACCCCACCCUGUCUUCCCAGCUGCCCAUUAGAUUUGAACACUGAAAGGGGCCCGAUUAUACACCUAUGCAUAGACUUACCAGAGGUAGAAUGUGUGCUGAAGUACAGCACAGAAUAAAGAGAGCCCUCAGGACUCAGCAUACAAUGGUAUACAUGUUUAGAGGGCACACGGAGCUGAGUAUACCACGAUAUACAGAUGGCACACGGAACUGAGUAUACCACGAUAUACAGAUGGCACACGGAACUGAGUAUACCACAAUAUACGGAUGGCACACGGAACUGAGUAUACCAGAGCCACAGAGGGCACACAGGACCUGGAGUAGCACCACAAUCUAGAGAGGGCACGUUGAACUGUGAACUGUGAACGUUGAACUGCCCCUUUGAAGAACUGUUACGCUAUAGGGAAGUAAUUUACUUCUGAGAGAUCAAUAUGCUGUAUUUAUUUUUAUUUUACUCAUGUGAGAAUAUGUGAGAGACUGUAAGCCCUGUGAAUGCAACAACCAACCCCCCGCCUCUGAAAAAUAUACUGUUUAAUGAUCAUUUUGUUCUUCUUUCUAAAACAGUCCAUGACUUUAUCUCAAUUGUGUGAUGCAAGGUUAUAUUGUCUAGUGUGUUGUUGCAUCAACUGUGUUGUUUGCUGCAUUCUCUGUGUCUGCAAUAAGGUAAUAAUUCAGGGCUGAUACAAAUGGAAAAAAAACACACACACACGCACACCAAGCUUUGUGUUCCCCCGAAACUAGAAAAAGUGAAGUGAGUGGUAAGCGAACCGUGUGUACCUCAUUCUUUUCCUGUCCCAGUUUUGAGUUUGUGUUUGUGGCUUUUCAUAUAUUUUUAUUUUAUUCUAUUGUUUUUUUUCUUCCUGAAACGCGGGCGUUGGAACAAACAUGGCAUGCACCCCUAUGGGGCUUGAAGAGCACUGAACU
Messenger RNA from Engraulis encrasicolus (European anchovy), 3650 nucleotides. RefSeq names its product family with sequence similarity 110 member D (gene fam110d). NCBI's taxonomy places the organism in Eukaryota, Metazoa, Chordata, Actinopteri, Clupeiformes, Engraulidae. The transcript has a single exon. Bases 542 to 2113 code for a protein of 523 amino acids. The record is from RefSeq and is a predicted model, not a curated record.